This is a messenger RNA of Lepisosteus oculatus (spotted gar), 975 nucleotides long. NCBI's taxonomy places the organism in Eukaryota, Metazoa, Chordata, Actinopteri, Semionotiformes, Lepisosteidae. The record is from the annotation of a RefSeq genome assembly.
AUGACAAAAUACUUUAUAACCUACAUUAUUAAUCCACUAUUAUUUAUUAUCCCUAUUCUUUUGGCAGUCGCUUUCCUUACCCUAAUUGAACGAAAAGUAUUAGGCUAUAUACAACUACGAAAAGGCCCAAACAUCGUAGGGCCAUAUGGCCUCCUCCAACCAAUCGCAGACGGAAUAAAACUAUUUAUUAAAGAACCUAUCCGACCAUCCACUUCUUCUCCACUUCUAUUUUUAGUUACUCCUAUACUUGCCCUCACACUCGCCUUGACACUUUGAGCCCCAAUACCAUUCCCCUAUCCCCUAAUUGACCUAAACCUUGGAAUCCUAUUUAUUCUAGCCCUAUCAAGUCUCGCAGUAUAUUCUAUUCUAGGCUCAGGAUGAGCAUCAAACUCAAAAUAUGCCCUCAUUGGAGCACUACGAGCUGUAGCCCAAACAAUCUCAUACGAAGUUAGUCUAGGCCUCAUUCUCCUAUCAAUAAUUAUUUUUUCAGGAGGAUUUACUCUUCACACUUUCAACGUAACACAAGAGUCAAUCUGACUCAUUAUUCCAGGAUGGCCUCUCGCAGCUAUAUGAUAUAUCUCAACCCUAGCGGAAACAAACCGCGCACCAUUUGAUUUAACCGAAGGAGAAUCAGAACUCGUGUCAGGAUUUAACGUAGAAUACGCGGGAGGCCCGUUUGCUCUCUUUUUCCUAGCAGAAUAUGCCAACAUCCUACUCAUAAAUACACUUUCCGUGAUCUUAUUCCUAGGCGCGCACCACAACCUAACCACCCCAGAACUAACAACAUUUAACCUAAUAUUAAAAACAUCAAUUCUCGCAAUACUCUUCCUGUGAGUACGAGCCUCCUACCCACGAUUUCGAUAUGACCAAUUAAUGCACCUUGUAUGGAAAAAUUUCCUGCCUCUUACCCUCGCACUAGUAUUAUGACACACCGCACUACCAAUUGCCCUCGCAAGUCUACCCCCUCAAACCUAA